Phragmites australis (common reed) is the source of this 1143-nucleotide messenger RNA. RefSeq lists its product as uncharacterized. Lineage: Eukaryota; Viridiplantae; Streptophyta; Magnoliopsida; Poales; Poaceae. The record is from RefSeq and is a predicted model, not a curated record. The transcript has 2 exons. Bases 186 to 866 code for a protein of 226 amino acids.
UUUACCACCGGCCAUGGCAGGAAGAGAAGGACAAAAGAGGGCAGCUAGCUCCUGCAAGAUCUUGACAUGUGUGAAGACUGCAGCCACCACCACCGCCUUUAAUUCCUUCUCUCUUCCUGCCUCCCCACACCACCACACCACACAAGUUUACCAAAAAGCAUCGUCGUCGUCGUCAUCAUCCGGGAAUGGAGGGAGGAGAAAUCAAGAAGCCGCGACCUCCUGCAAGCUAUCGAUCGGCAGCAGCCUUGGGUUUGAUCCCAUCGAUCGAUGGGUCGCAUGCCGCGCCGACUCGACCCAGCCAUCUGAGAUCGAUCGAUCAGUGUCGAUCCAUGGGGAGCGGCAAGGUGUCCCCAGGCGCCGUUGCCGGCGCGAGCGGGCCGCCGCCGGGCGCCGUGUGCUGCAUGUGUGGCGACCGCGGCCUCCUGCCCGAGCUCUUCCGCUGCUCCGCCUGCUCCGUCCGCUCCCAGCACACAUACUGCACGUAUCGGUACCCGAAGGCGGAGUCGUACGGCACCUGCAACUGGUGUCUGAGGGCGGACGGAGGUGUGCCUUCUACUUCUAACUCGCCGAGAUCCGCUGGCAAAGCGGCCGUCCGGCCGGCAGCUCAGGGCGACACGACCGGCGGCGUCGGCGGCGGCAGUGGCAGAUCACCCAAGGUUGCAGCUCGUGGCGACUUCGCGUCGUCGAACCUAAGCAAGCCUAUCAAGAAGCAACAGCAGCGGCGGCUCCUGCUGCGUGGAUCGGCGUCGGACCUUGGCAGCCGCGUCCGCGCCGACCACGACGAUCCGCCGUCGCCCGGCGUCGCGCGGGGCAGGCCGAGGGUCCGGAGGUACAAGCUCUUGGAAGAGGUGAUGAUCACUAGCUAGCCAGCAGCUCUUGUGGGCUCGAUGUGUGCGUAUUAGGUGUAUGUUCGUGUGCAUAUGUAGACAGCAGCUUGUGCUGCCAUCAGUGCCAUGGAUGCAUGGAGAUCUAGCUGUGUGCUGAGUUGUUAAUCUGCGCGCGCGUGUACAUGAGGAGUACUUGCUAACGUGCAGCUCGAUCAUGUGAUGAGCAGCGCGCUAGCUUGAUCGAUCGUCGGUUGGUUAAGCUGUUUAUAGAGAGAGUUCGAUCUGCGUGUAAAUAAAUAAAGUUUUUUUCCCUUUC